AUGGCUGCUUUGCAGCAGCAUGUAGCCAACAUCAAGCGUGCGUACUACUCGCAAGAUGCUCGUUCCCUUUUGGCCGCCUUUCGCGUGGAUGCGACAACCUUCUCCGCUUUGCAGAACGACUUGAACAAGACCCCACGCCGAGACCUCGCUGAUUGGGUUAUGGGCCAGAUUCCGUUAUCUGGAGCACCGACCGACUCGGAUCGCUUCCAGACGCUCGUCGCCGACUUUCUCUCGUACAUUCGCGAUCAUGCUCCCCUUCAAUACGCCGCACCGUCCACAGAGCCCCCGCACCCGACCGAUUGGGAUCGCGCGUACGAUGCAUGGGCGCUCGUCUACUCGCGCGCUUCCGCCUUCUUUUCGCUACCCGAUGCGACUUGGUUCGUCCCCUGCCUCCGCUUCUUCGCCUCGAGCCUUGUCACGCUGGCUAUGGCUGUAGAUCAACGCAACGACGCAGUACGAAAGCGCAAGACCACAGACGCAGCAGGCAAGCUCUCUAAGGCAGCCGGUAUGGCGGGCAACGAUCGGUCGCAGGCUCCCGGGUCCGAGACCAAACGUGCUGCGGUGCUCAUGCUGGCCAACCUCAGCUUCAAGGCGUACUUCAAGCUCAACAACACUCGCCUAUGCGAGACUGUGCUGGGCAGCGUAGAGAACGCUCUCAAAGUGAAUCGCCUCUUUGCGCGCAACAACGGCGUCGACGACGAUUCGGGGGAAGCCUGUUACUCCAAGGCGGAUCGUGUCACCUAUCGCUACUACCUUGGACGCUUGCGUCUCUUUCAACACAACAUCCGAGCCGCAUCUACCCACCUUCGUUGGGCAUUCGACAACUGCACGCUCAGGAAUCUCCAGAACAAGAGGUCGAUAUUGAUCCCACUCGUGGCCACGUACCUCAUUUUGGGCAGAUAUCCACACGGUUCCCUUCUCGAUGCAGCCAACCUGUCGCCUGUCUACGGCAGGUUGACGCACUACCUCAAGAGCGGGCAGGCAUCUGCAGCGCUCAACGAACUCGAACGACACAUGGACUGGUUUAGAGCGCGUGGACUCUACUUGAUCCUGCGCGAAAAGCUGCAGAUCAGCCUCUGGCGCAAUCUGUCCCGCAAAUGGUGA
Molecule: messenger RNA, 1104 nt
Organism: Pseudozyma hubeiensis SY62
Lineage: Eukaryota; Fungi; Basidiomycota; Ustilaginomycetes; Ustilaginales; Ustilaginaceae
Product: COP9 signalosome complex subunit 12
Exons: 2
Coding region: 1-1104 (367 amino acids)
Biological process (GO): post-transcriptional tethering of RNA polymerase II gene DNA at nuclear periphery; poly(A)+ mRNA export from nucleus; transcription elongation by RNA polymerase II
Cellular component (GO): transcription export complex 2
Molecular function (GO): RNA binding; double-stranded DNA binding
Source: RefSeq, a predicted model, not a curated record